Plenodomus lingam JN3 is the source of this 1926-nucleotide messenger RNA. RefSeq lists its product as uncharacterized. Lineage: Eukaryota; Fungi; Ascomycota; Dothideomycetes; Pleosporales; Leptosphaeriaceae. Gene Ontology annotation, molecular function: phosphatidylinositol binding. Gene Ontology annotation, biological process: retrograde transport, endosome to Golgi. The record is from RefSeq and is a predicted model, not a curated record.
AUGUGGGACGACGAGGACAACAAUCCGUAUGGAUCUUUUGCCCGCCAUGAUUCCAACAUAUCCGAUGGUCCUGGUCUAGCAUCGCCUGCUGCCCUUCCCUACCGUCCCGCGACCCCGCCCUCGGACGCCUCCUCCCCCGCACUUGAAUCCCCCAAGUACAUCUCCCAGCGAGACAUGAGCGAUGUGGACUACGGUGAGGAUCGCGACGAGGCUGGAGAGGCCCCUACAGCUAGAAAAGGUGGCUACGACGCCCGAGUGGAGCAAUGGCUGCAUGAGAACCCUGGGCAGCUUGUGCUGAUCACCAGCGCGGGCAAGGACGGGGUCAACUACAUUCAGUAUACGAUAAAUUGUGGCGGCCUAGAAGUCAAGCGCAGAUAUUCCGAAUUUGCCUCGUUGCGCGCAUCGCUGGUUAACCUUCACCCUACCUUGAUCAUCCCUCCGAUACCCGAGAAGCACACCAUGGCAGACUAUGCUGCAAAGCCAACCAAGGCGAAGGAAGAUGCUGGCAUAAUAGAGUUGAGGAAGCGCAUGCUGGCAAUGUUCCUGAAUCGCUGUCGAAAGAUGAACCAAGUUUUGGAGGACGGCGUCUUUUGGAGGUUUCUGGAUCCAUAUACAAGUUGGAAUGAUGUGCUCAAUAGCCCUCCAGUGUCGAACAUCCCCAAGCAGAUUCUCAAGGCGCCCCCACUUGAUACCGCAAAUCCAACCCAGGCGCAUAGCUAUCUCCCAGUACCAUCCUCGUCAGCCAAAUUGAAGACCGUCGGGCCUACCUCAAGUUCGGGCACGCCCGCCUCUCCAGCGAACAAUGCAGCUAUGCCGUCAGCUGCUGCGCAUACAACGCCGGGACCACAGAUAUUCGGUCGCUUCCCACCAGAGACACGGGCCAUGUCGGAAGAGGAGCUCGAUCCUUACUUUGUGCAUUUUGAGACUUCGUCCAAGGAACUGGAGACCCUGUUACAAGGUCCCAUGGAAAAGGUCAACAGGCGGCUACUGAUGCAUCUUGGAAACUGGGGAGAAGAUAUGGCUGACCUCGGCGCACGAUUUAAUGCAUUUUCGCUUUCCGAACAGACACAAAGCCUUGCUUCUGCCAUAGAGAAGAUUGGCCAGGCAGUAGACUCGACAUAUAUUGCAACAACCGAACUAUCAUCAUCACUAAGCGCAAGCUUUGCUGAGCCCAUGCGCGAAAGCGCGCAGUUCGCUGGUGUCGUCCGCGCCGUCCUCAGAUACCGAGUCCUCAAACGAAUACAGGAGGAAAUGACUAAGGAUGAAUUGGAAAAGAAGCGCAACCUGCUCGAGUCACUGGAACGCAGCGAGGCGGAAGCGAAGCGUUUGGAGCAACACUUGAGUGGCGCGGGCCACGUACUACCCAACAAUCGAAGUAGAGCGGCGUCGGCCAGUUCGCAACGAAGCAGUAGCAAUCCCGAGCAGCGGAGACCAGAGGACGACCGGGCAUCAAUUGACUCCGACUUUCCCCCCACCCAUGGAGAUGUGCCAUCCAGCGCACAAGGUGUUCCUGAGAAAGUCAAUUCACCGCCAGAUAACGCACACAGAAAGUCACCAAGUGGCAAUUUCGUAACGAACAAGCUGUUUGGAUCCAUCACACAUGCAUUCAGAGGCAUGGCAGAUGUGGAUCCGGAGAAAACAAGGCGGGAUCAGAUUGGCAAGACACGCGACAGUCUAGUACAGCUUGAACAAGCAUUAGGAGUUGCAGAAAAGGAUACAAAAGACGCGAGCUCAGGCGUUUUGACAGAUCUUAAAAGGUUCCAGGCAGAGAAAGAAGACGAUCUGCGGCGAUACAUGAUGGAGUUUGCGCAAUGUCAUAUCGAUUGGGCCAAGCGAAACAAGGCCGCAUGGGAAGAGGCGAAAGCAGAAGUGAACAAUAUCACGAUUCAGGCGGAAGAGUAUCAGAGAAGUGCGGAAGAGCUGUAA